CAACAAGACGGCGGCGGCGACGACGACGACGACGACACCAACAUAACAUCCAGAGAGGCAUCGACAAAACUGGCUGUUAUUUAUAUAAAUAUAUAUAGAAAACCAUAACACAAUGGCGUAUGACUUAAAAAAGGAGUCCGACGUUAAGGAAUAUGUGGAAAAGCUGGGCGUUGAGUAUCGCUUUGGCUGCUAUUCCGAAAAGAAGCCGGAAGUUUGCCAUCUACUCGGCGACUAUUUGGAGGGAAUUAAGAAGGACUUCGAGAAGGCGUCCAAAGUAUACAAAUCGACAUGUGACGAUUAUGGCUACGCCAAGUCUUGCUACAAAUAUGGUAACUAUAGCUUCCUGGGCAAAGGUAAAAGCGGCAGCAAAGGUGAGCCACGCGUCGCCUAUCAAUAUUAUGAGAAGGGCUGCAACCUAAACGAUUCGGAUGCCUGUCUACACUCCGGCCUGCUGCUCGUCUCACGUUCCAUGCCCAAAGAAAUUGACCGCAAUGUGCCUAAAGGUUUGCAGUUUCUUACAAAGAGCUGUGACAUGAACAAUGCCAACGCCUGCUUUUAUUUAUCCGGCAUGCACAUUUCGGGCGUGCAGAAGAAGCCGGAAGAUGUGCCAGCCGCGGCACAGGCUAAAACGCUUAAGGACACCGACUACAUUGUGCUCAAGGACAUGAAGAAGGCAUUUCAGUUCGCCUACAAGGCAUGCGAAUUGCGUAACAUGUAUGCAUGCGCAAAUCUUAGCCAGAUGUAUGCCCGCGGCGACGGCAUCGACAAGAACGAGAAGGAGGCGGAGAAAUACAAGAAGCUGGCGCUCGAGAUGCAGGAGGAGGAGAAGAAGCAACAGGAGACGCUCAGCUUUCAGCAGGGCGUCGGCAUGCCAAACUGAUUUAGCCUAUCUAUG
Drosophila hydei is the source of this 895-nucleotide messenger RNA. It is a transcript of the gene Coa7, whose product is annotated as cytochrome c oxidase assembly factor 7 homolog. Gene Ontology annotation, cellular component: mitochondrial intermembrane space. Bases 113 to 880 code for a protein of 255 amino acids. The transcript is spliced from 3 exons. The record is from RefSeq and is a predicted model, not a curated record. Lineage: Eukaryota; Metazoa; Arthropoda; Insecta; Diptera; Drosophilidae. Gene Ontology annotation, molecular function: protein binding.